AUGAACAAGUUCGCGGAGAAGAAGAUCAUGUUCCGCCCGGCCGGCGCCGACUCCCUGACCUGCGGCAUCAGGGCUAACGACGUCCACCUCAUCUCCGAGGCGGCGACGGGCGCCGAGUGGAACGGCGACUGCGCCGUGUACCGCCAUGCCAGCGGCGACCUCGUCGUCCUCCCCAGCGGCGCGGCACUGCCCGUCUCCCUCAAGGUCCUCGAGCAAGACAUCCUCACCGUCUCGCCGGUCAAGGAGUUGGCACCCGGGUUCAGGUUCGCUCCGAUCGGGCUCGUCGACAUGUUCAACAGCGGCGCGGCGGUGGAAGGCCUGACGUACCACCUCCUCGACGGCGCAAAGCUGCUCGGCGACGACGGGCCUGCUUCUAGCUCGGACGCCACCGGAUUGGUGUGCGUGGAAGUGAGGGGGUGUGGCAGGUUCGGUGCCUACUCCUCGGUCAGGCCGAGGAGAUGUUUGCUGGGCUCUGCGCAGAUGGAGUUCACCUAUGAUUCUUCCACCGGCCUUGUUGUUUUGCAGCUGGAGGCGAUGCCCAAGGAGAGGGUUCACAGGAUUGUCGACUUGUAA
Miscanthus lutarioriparius is the source of this 573-nucleotide messenger RNA. The record is from the annotation of a GenBank genome assembly. NCBI's taxonomy places the organism in Eukaryota, Viridiplantae, Streptophyta, Magnoliopsida, Poales, Poaceae.